This is a messenger RNA of Pseudonaja textilis, 716 nucleotides long. Lineage: Eukaryota; Metazoa; Chordata; Lepidosauria; Squamata; Elapidae. The record is from RefSeq and is a predicted model, not a curated record.
CUUACGAAUCAUCCCAGGCCAGAAUGGAUGGUUGGGAGGUAUUUUUUUGCUGGACCAAAUGCGACUGGGCCUUUCCACAGGGGUCUUCGGGGACGUCCGGCUCUGGCCGAGACACAUCUGGCCAGAUGGUGUCCAUGGAGGACCUCCAAGUCCAGCUUGAGAACAGCUUGAAGCACCUGCAUCAGAAGGAGCUACGCGUCCAGCAUCUGAACAACAAGCUCUCUCAGGUCUUCGAAGAGAAGAACGCGCUCGCCCUCCAACUCCGGGGAAGCAGCCGCAGCCUCCGCGAGAGUCACCAGCAGCACAGCGAGGCCCUGUCCCGUUGCGCGGCUCUCGAAAAGCAGCUGCAGGAGUGGCAGGGUCCGGCGAAGACCACGGGCCCCCUCCUGACCGAUGCCGCCCCCGGGGCCCCCCAGGAAAAGGACGAGACCAAUGCACGGGAGCUGCAGGACCUUCAGGCGCACGACCGUUCGAAAGCGACCACGGCACUGGGAAAAAAGGGACUUAUGGCCGUGUUACACACCGCUCUAGUAGCAUCCCGCGAGGGUCCCGCGAUCAAAAGUCAGAGGUUUGGCAACCGGCUCGUAUCUAUGACGGUCGCAGCAUCCCUGGGGUCACACGAUCGAUCCCCUUUUCACGACCUUCCGGCCAGCGAAGCCAACGAGGGAAGCCAGAACCAGCUGAACAACCCUGUGACUUAAGUUAACCCCUUUUGU